Molecule: messenger RNA, 799 nt
Organism: Colletotrichum navitas
Lineage: Eukaryota; Fungi; Ascomycota; Sordariomycetes; Glomerellales; Glomerellaceae
Exons: 1
Coding region: 72-299 (75 amino acids)
Source: RefSeq, a predicted model, not a curated record
GGGUCUAUAUACUGACUGGAGAGCCCUUAAAUGCUCAUAAGCGAGCUUCUAGCUGUCGGGUUGAUAUAAUAAUGGAUAAACACACCCUGAAGCACGCCGGUCUCAAACGGCUUCUUAUGCCAACAGACAUCAAGACCCUCUUGUUUUGGCAUGUUUACAUGCCUGAAUGGACUCUCUCACUCAUGAAAGGCAGGGCGUCCGUCACUCAGGACUGGGAUGUCACCUUACUCGGGAGAGUCGACAAUACAAUGGUUGCAGAUCCUUGGGGGGCCAUUAUUACACACGAACCGUUGCCGUGAAACAACCCACCGCCCUAUGUGCUCCUACCAGACACCUGCCCGGCAAUACCACGGGGUAGGCUGGUAAUCAAUGAUACAUAUCUAUCGAGGUUACACCGGGCAAAAAGGCGAGCGACGUCGUCGCAUCUCAGAAACGACGUCAAAACAGUGUCGCGGGGCCCAGAUCCAAGUCACCGUUAAAGUUAGUGGCCGGCGUUACCGAAGACCGCCCCGUUGCCGCUGACCGUGUCUCUAGCGUUAGCACGCAACGUUUGUUCAUACUCGGGGGGGAGGGCGGACCGACGGUGAGGAUAUCUGCUUCCACAGGGUCUGCGAUUCGAGUCAAGGGAGAGACAUAUUCUCGACCCGCAAACUCACCCCUCCAGAAAGCACAGAAACGUCGGCAGAGAUUGCAGGACCGGAAAGUCUUCGUAGAAAACACCCGACGCAAGAAAAGCUUCUCGGGGGGGGGGGGCUUGACUCCAAUCUUACCGCACAACCGGGCUGCUGAUCGCGAAUGG